This is a messenger RNA of Triticum aestivum (bread wheat), 1835 nucleotides long. RefSeq lists its product as uncharacterized. The record is from RefSeq and is a predicted model, not a curated record. The transcript has 2 exons. Gene Ontology annotation, molecular function: protein binding. Lineage: Eukaryota; Viridiplantae; Streptophyta; Magnoliopsida; Poales; Poaceae. The coding region runs from base 61 to 1323 and encodes 420 amino acids.
ACCGAAAGCCCAAAUCGACAAUCCCAUCCCCUCCUCCCCACUCCACUCCACCCCACCCCAAUGGAGUCGCCGGCGCCGCCCUUCCCAGAUGCCCCUCCGACGCCAGCCUUCCCCGAUGCCCCGGCGGCGCCGCCCUGCAGCCCCGACUCCCCGCCGACAGUGGAGACGCAGGCAACCCUCCCGGACCACCUGGCGGAGGAGAUCCUCCUCCGCGUCCCCACGGCCGCCGACCUCGCCCGCGCUUCCAUGGCCGGCCCCUCCCUCCGCCGCCUCAUCGCCGACCAUGCCUUCCUCCGUCGCUUCCGCACCCUCCACCCGCCGCCUCUCCUGGGUAUACUCUUGAACCCCUUCCUCCCAGCCCAGCCGCCCCACCCCUCCGCCGCCGCCGCCCAAACACUCGCCGGCACAGACUUCUCCUGCUCCUUCCUCCCGUCCCGCGAGCAGCCCUGGACUCUUCGCGAUUUCCGUGACGGCCGCGCCCUCCUCUGCGCCGCCCCCGACGACUGCACCCUGGCGAGGGACGUGGCCGUGUGCGACCCGCUGCACCGGCGCUACCUGCUGCUACCUCCCGUACCCCAGGACCUGUCCGAUCUGGUCUACCACUGCCAGCUCUUUCUUGCUCCUGCCGCCACAGACGACGGUGCUGACACUGCUGCAGACGCGUCCAUGAGUUUCAGAGUCAUAUGCUUGGCCAAAUACCAGGCCCAGCUGGUCCUCUUCGUCUUCUCCUCAUCAGGCCCUCUUGCCCAACAAUGGCACACCACCGUAUUUGACGGUUGGAGCGCUCUGAUUGCGGAAACUAGUCAAGGCGAUGAUAUGCGAUCCGCCACUGCAUUCGGAAAGCGCUACUACGUGCACGGAUGCUUCUGCUGGGCGAUACCCGGGAUCAACAAGUUGCUCAUGCUCGACAUUCGUACCAUGGAUUUCUCUUCCGUCAACCUCCCGCCUAUUCCGUGGUUUAAUUCCCAGGUGGCCUUUGUGGAGGCAACGGAAGGGAGGCUUGGGAUGCUUAUUCUCAGCGACAAUCGCUUCUUGCACACCAUUUUGGUUAGCAUUGGGGAUGACCCAAAGGAGUGGCAAAUUGGGGAUGUUGUCACAUUGCGCCAUGGUUGCUGCUAUUACUCCUUCAUUGGUGCAGCUGGGGGAUACUUACUCCUACAAGGGUUUCCAGACGACCCGUAUGAAAUGCCAGGCACGGACUGUUUUUCACUGAAUCUCCAGAUUAUGAAGCUUGAGCGGUUCUGUGGGAAGGAGUUCAUGAUGCCAUUGCAGGGUCAUCUGUAUGUGGGUUUCCCGCCAUCCUUGUCUCCACCAACUAUUUGAAGGGGGCUUAAUCCGCUGCGUAUGGACUUGUUUUGUGUCUGCCUGGCCGCUGGUUGAUCAUUGCAAGGAAGGAUGACACAUACAUCAAGUAAUUGCCUGUGUUUGGCUUGUUGACUUGAGUCUCGCAUCCGAUCCUUUUGAUGGCAUACAUGCACGCAUGUUGGUUGAUUUGGCAUGUGUGCAACUUGAGUGCUUUCAUAUUAGAUGGCCCGUCCACCAGCCCACCUGCCACAUAUAUAUUAGAUGGGGUCUGCAGACUGCAGUCUCUGGCUAGUGUUAAUUUGCAUGUUCUCUUCCAUGUAGUGGCUCUUGCUUGUUGGUGUUAUUUGGCCAUUUGUAAACCGCUAGCAGUGCCAAGUCCAGUAACUGAUGGAAUGAUGUAGUAGUAGCAGUAGUGGUAGUGGUAGUGCUGAUUAAGUUGUUGUGUUUAUUUGGUGAAUUGGAUGGAACAUGUAUGUAUGAACACCGUGUUAAUCCUUGCAUGGUGCGUACGGGUAAGUGCCCUGCCAUUA